CCCAUCAUUCGCAAGUGAAGCUCUCAUUCCUAUCAACAACAUUUCUUCACAUAUCGUGCCAAUAAGUCCUGUCCAUAGCUUGACCCAUGCCAGUUCAACUCAGAAGUAGGCCUGGAGCAUCGGGUCCGAGAGUCUGUUGCUCUACAACUGCAUUCAGAGUUCCUUCAACAAUCAGUACUGGAAGUAGCUCAGACUCAGCUCUGCUAUUUAAACUGCCGCCUGAGGUUCUUACCAUGAUCUUCGACCAAGCGCCACAGGUGGACAAGAUCAUGUUAGCGAUGACCUGCAAAAGUUUACUCGCCACUUCGCGGCUGUGCGGCCUUUCUGUACCUCUCCGUGAAUCGCACAUGGCCACUUGGACUAGGCCUGACUCUUCUCGCUUUGUAGCUUCGUGCUCAUGUUUGAGCAUGGGCGAUUUACUCCGAAGGUUUCGGCCAAGAGAUGCGCGUGGUCGACCAAGUCGGGCGUGGAGUUGGUGCUUGGACUGCUGUAGGUACCUCCCGACAAGACGAGGAUGGUGGGAACGUCGGAUGAAAAGAGAUCAUACUACGAUAUCACAGGAUUACAUGCCAAAUCGUGAACCUAGUAUUGAUUGGUUCAGUCGCGGACUCAAACAGCAGUGCCCUAUUUGUUACCUGGAAGACGUCCAAUAGUAUCAACACUUAGGUUUCGAGAACGGAAGUAUGAAGAUGAUAUAGACAAGUACAUACUUUUGGCGGGCAUUUCUUAUGAUCCUCUAACUUUAAUUUUCAGAAAAAUAAACGAACUUGAAGAUCUUGCGAUCAGAAAUUACUUUUAA
Messenger RNA from Fusarium oxysporum Fo47, 799 nucleotides. RefSeq lists its product as uncharacterized. The transcript has 2 exons. Bases 87 to 653 code for a protein of 188 amino acids. The record is from RefSeq and is a predicted model, not a curated record. Lineage: Eukaryota; Fungi; Ascomycota; Sordariomycetes; Hypocreales; Nectriaceae.